AUGGUGAGCUGAUUUUUUAUUUUUAUUUUUUUAAUUUGUAAGUACAUACAAUUUCAAGAACUAUAAUAUCUUAGCCAUUUUCAGGUUCUAAACCCAGCGCUAGCCGAAAUCGGAAGCCUAGCCCAAAACAUGUCAUCGUACCUAUGUUUCCUCGGCUUUCCCGACAGUUUCAUCGACUUCUUCAUGCCAUUAUUCUCAUUCAUCCACAUUUUCUUCCAAACCAGUGUAGGUUUGGUCUGCGUGGAACUAUUUUUGGAACGAUUGUACGCCACCGUGCGACCCGAAGACUACGAGAAUAUUGACUCACACCGUUUCGGCACACUGUGCAUAAUUAGCACGCUGAUAUAUGGAGUGUUUUUCACAGUGUCAGGUAUAUACAAUUACUAUGUGAAUCCGUAUCAUAUGUUUAUACUACCAGAUCAAGCCCUAUUACUGUAUGCUCUGCCAGUUGUCGUUUGUUUUUGUUGGUUUUCAUUUGCAUUUGUUACCAUACCUGCGAUUAUUGGUGUGAUAAUCAUGGUCAGGUAUAACAGUAACAAGCUGAAAAAGAGAGGGCAUGGGACAUUGACUACAAGAUAUCAAUACCAAGAGAAUGUGAAUGGACUGAAAGUGGUGUUGAAUAUGUUUUUGACUAUUAUUGUAUGUGCCUCGGUAGGAGUUGGAUCGGCGAUGCUUUUGUUUUGGGAUAUUAUGACACAUAGAGUUUAUAUGCCCAAACUUCAUGGCUUAAUGAGGGUAAGUUUUCUUAUUUUAAGCCUAAACUUUAGUCUUCAUUCUUUAUUUUUAAAGACAAAGGUGACCAGGGUAAAACAAAGUGUAAAUUUAUCAUAUUUUGCUUCAGAUUUGCCAAUUUGACCUCACAAUAGCAUCAGUAGCAACUACGACAAUUGCUCUUUUAAGUCACCCAGCUUUACGACAAAUUGUGAAACAAGACCUUACAGUAUUCAGUAAAAGAAAACAAGCCGCAAAAGUAAAACCAUAUCACAUGGAAUUAAAAAAAGACGUAGAAAUGGAAACACAAGUCUACUUUAAUCAACUACAAGAAAGUUGGAUCUAA
Molecule: messenger RNA, 1057 nt
Organism: Bursaphelenchus okinawaensis
Lineage: Eukaryota; Metazoa; Nematoda; Chromadorea; Rhabditida; Aphelenchoididae
Source: the annotation of a GenBank genome assembly